CAAACCCUUCUAGCGUCUUCUUUUUCUCACUCUAUUUGUAGUGGGCCCACCUAUUUUUUAUUUUUUCCUUUUCUAAUUAUUUCCCUUUCAUUCUCGAACCCACGAAAGAAGGACCCUUUUUUCUUUCCAUCCUCCCCAUCAAUUUACUCCCAUCCGAAACUUCUAGAAACAACAAGAACCUACCGUCUCUCUCACUCUCUCUCAACCGUGGAUUCUUCCGCUUCUGACGCUCUUUCUGCUACUCUGUUGGCCGGUGAAUAUUGUAAUUCAAUAUUACGCAGAUCAAGGUAACCAAAUAAUAUCCUAAUAAUAAUUAUUGUUUUAUUAAUAUUAUUUUCUUUCACCUGGAUAAUAUCAAGAGGAAUCGGGUUUGGGUAAGGUUAGAUAGGUUCCAGUUCUAGACUUUCUCGUAGAUGUAGUUUACCUUAUCCAAAUAACUGUAUAGUUGGUAAGUAGUAAAUUGAUGCAUUUAGAAGAACUAGUUUAUUUUAGAAGCCGCUUAUGAGCUUAGCAGAGAAGUGAUUGGGCAGCUUAGCUAGGUUUCAGUUCCAGAUCUGGUAGCGGAGCAGAUGAUGGCGCCAUUACCGGUGGAGCAAACCGGUGAAUCAGCGCCGGCGGAGUCACAGAGAUCUAUUCCGACGCCGUUUCUGACGAAGACGUACCAGCUCGUGGAUGAUCCCUCCGCGGAUGACCUAAUUUCCUGGAACGAAGAUGGCACCAGUUUCAUAGUUUGGCGGCCUGCGGAAUUCGCACGUGAUUUGCUUCCCAAGUACUUCAAACACAACAACUUCUCCAGUUUUGUCCGUCAGCUAAACACCUAUGGAUUUCGGAAGGUUGUCCCUGACCGUUGGGAAUUCGCUAACGACUGUUUCCGGCGAGGUGAGAGAACUCUGCUUCGGGACAUACAACGCCGGAAAAUAUUACCGGUGCCACCAACUGCGCAACCUGCAGUAGCCACAGCCAAUACUGUGACGGUUGCUGUGGCGGCACCGGCAAUCAGAGCUGUGUCUCCGACGACUUCCGGCGACGAACAGGUACUAUCCUCGAACUCAUCUCCGAUUGCUGGAAAUAAUAAUAAUACAGUGCACCGCACCACGAGUUGCACCACUGCGCCCGAGCUGUUAGAAGAAAAUGAAAGGCUUAGAAAAGAGAACAUGCAACUGAAUCACGAGUUGAGUCAAUUGAAGAGUUUGUGUAAUAACAUACUCGCUUUGAUGACCAAUUACGCUUCUGGUUUUAGCCGUCAGCAGUUAGAAUCGUCCACUAGUGCUGUGAGGACCAUGCCGGUGCCGGAAGGGAAGGCUUUGGAGCUUUUGCCUGCGAAGCAUGUUUCUUCGGCUGAUGACGCCAUGCAUGUCGGUAGCGCUGCCGGCUUUGCGCCGUGUACGACUGCGAAUGCAGCGGAGGCAGAGGUUCCCAAGCUGUUUGGGGUUUCUAUUGGUUUGAAACGGUGUAGGACAGAGUGCGAGACCGAACCGGAGGGAGAAGAACAGAAUCAAAUGCAAACGCGAGUUCAAACUCAGCCACAAACACAGACACAGUCCUCACAGGAACCAGAUGGCGGGCCAGAUGUGAAAUCUGAACCGCUUGAUGGAGAUGAGUCGGAUGAUCAGGAUCCUCGGUGGCUGGAGCUUGGGAAAUAAUGCUCCUUCCUUCUAAUCUCUGCUAAUUUGGUAAAAUGACAUGAGGCACGUGACUUUGGUGGCCACAUUGUGCACAUUGAAGACACUAAGCUAGCACUACCAUUGGGCCAGCACGUGAAUUGAGCUUGUUUGUAGUGGAAGCUGCAACACAUGGAGAGGGGUUUCGUAUAAUUCAACUCUUGGCCAUGAGUGAAUAGUGGGAAAGUCAACUUCCUUGAGCUCCAAACUUCUUUAUCUUGAGAAAUAAAUGUUCUUGAGAACUGUUGUUGUAAAUCUUCAAUGAACAUUUGUAAAAGAUAAUACCCCUACCAUUGACUUCUCAUUUUUUUCUCUUGUUUAAGAACAUUUUAUGCGAUAUGUAUAUACAUAUAAUAUAAAAUUUUUCGAAUUUAUAUUUAA
Messenger RNA from Vigna unguiculata (cowpea), 2042 nucleotides. It is a transcript of the gene AT-HSFB2B, whose product is annotated as winged-helix DNA-binding transcription factor family protein. The record is from RefSeq and is a predicted model, not a curated record. Gene Ontology annotation, molecular function: RNA polymerase II cis-regulatory region sequence-specific DNA binding; DNA-binding transcription factor activity. Gene Ontology annotation, cellular component: nucleus. Gene Ontology annotation, biological process: regulation of transcription by RNA polymerase II. Lineage: Eukaryota; Viridiplantae; Streptophyta; Magnoliopsida; Fabales; Fabaceae.